AUGGGCAAGCCGAUCGCAGCUCCACCAAUUGCGCCCCAUGUCUUGCUUGGGGGCCGCCAUCGCUUGGGCCAGAAAUUGGGCAGUGGCUCGUUCGGGGGCGCCUUCGUGGGCGUCCAAGCGAGCACCAGCGAGGACUUUGCUGUGAAGCUUGAGAGCUUGAAAGCCAAGCGCCCACUGUUGAUGUACGAAGCUCGGCUGCUCGGGCAUCUACAAGGGAUGCCCGGCGUCCCUAAUGUACGCUAUUUCGGCGCGGACGGUGACUACACUGUCAUGCUGAUGGACCUCCUCGGGCCGUCUCUAGAAGACCUGUUCAACAUGUGCGGGCGCAACGAUGUAUACCUGAUCGACUUCGGCCUCGCUAAAACGUAUUGUGACCCGAAGACGCAGGGGCAGUUACCCUAUGGCGAGGGUAACGGCUUUGUGGGUACAUCCCGCUACUCUUCCAUCAACGCACAGAUGGGUAUUGAGCAGAGCCGCCGUGACGACCUCCUGGCCAUAGGCUGCACACUCAUGUACUUCAUACGAAACGACAGGAUGGUCUUGGAAUGCAAGAGGUCUACGCCCAUUGAGACGCUUUGCCUCGGCUAUCCGGCGACCUUUGCCGCGUACAUUAGCUACUGCCAGACGCUCGGGUUCCACGACAGGCCAAACUACGCGUACUUGCGGCGGCUCUUCAGGGACCUCUUCGUGCGCGAGGGCUUAAUUAGGGACGGCAUGAUCGACUGGACGCAUUCCAGCCAGAAG
This is a messenger RNA of Prorocentrum cordatum, 744 nucleotides long. NCBI's taxonomy places the organism in Eukaryota, Dinophyceae, Prorocentrales, Prorocentraceae. The record is from the annotation of a GenBank genome assembly.